AUGGCCCCUUCUCGACGUGGCAGCAUAAUCGCCACCUCAAGCGUGUGUGGUAGCAUAGGUGGCAUGGCUUCGCACGCUUACACGUGCUCGAAGCAUGGCGUUCUGGGGCUGGUGCGAAACGCUGCAGUGGAGCUUGGACCCUUGGGAAUACGCGUGAAUUGUGUGUCUCCUUACGCAGUUCCAACGCCGAUGAGUAGGAAGUUUCUGAACACUGAUGAUGAGGGGAUUGCUGCACUUUAUUCGAAUCUGAAAGGUGUUACUCUGAAACCCGAAGAUGUGGCUGAAGCUGUGGUUUACUUGGGGAGUGAUGAGUCGAGGUAUGUUAGUGGUCAUGAUCUCGUUGUGGAUGGAGGCUUCACUGUGGUGAAUGCUG
Vigna umbellata (rice bean) is the source of this 373-nucleotide messenger RNA. NCBI's taxonomy places the organism in Eukaryota, Viridiplantae, Streptophyta, Magnoliopsida, Fabales, Fabaceae. The record is from RefSeq and is a predicted model, not a curated record.